Molecule: messenger RNA, 1203 nt
Organism: Moneuplotes crassus
Lineage: Eukaryota; Ciliophora; Spirotrichea; Euplotida; Euplotidae
Source: the annotation of a GenBank genome assembly
CAUAUAAUGAGCUCUACUAGUAGCGAAAUAAAUGAUGAAGUAGAUGAUUUUUGACAGUUUGCACGGCUAAAGACAGUAAGAACCAAGAUGGAAGAGUCAAUUAAUCUUCCAAAUUAUAGAAAAUCAAUGUUUUUGAAAGACUUCCAGUCACUGAAAUUCAACUCUGUCAAAUCACCCUGCUCCAAAGCCUCUAAAUUCCUCAAAACGAGUCAUCUCCGGAAGGUGCUUUUCUCUAAGAACCUAAGUUCAAAAUCCCUUUCCAAACAGUACCGCAAACCCUCUCCUAAAAAGCCUGCUCAUCAGUCGACCAAGCGUAUCAGACAUCUCUCUAGCAUGAUCAAUCCCGAAGGCCUCCGGAUUCCUCACUCAAAAUCAACUACUCGAAAGCUCAUUUUCUCAAAAGCGAGCUCAAACUCGCUUUUUCCGAAACCUAGGUUUGAAGAGCCAGCAGAGUCAAAACAGGUUAAUGUGCUUAAUGUGAAGGAAUAUCUUCUUAAAAGUAUCAUACAGGCUAAAAGCCAUGAAAUAGGUCAGACUAGGAAUAAGCCAAAUUUAACAAAGAAUAAGAACAAGCAAUCCCCAGUACAAGAUACAAAAUUUAGCAGAGAGUUAGAAUAUUAUGUAAACAAGCAGAAAAACAACAUCAGGAAUUAUUUUGAUAAAACUAAAAAAAACGGACAAAAUUUAUUCAAAGUUCUCAGACUGAAGCCGAACCUUAGUGCUAGAGAUCUCCAGAAAUUACAAUGUGGGUAUACUGAUAAGAAGAAUCUGGAUAUGACGAGAGCACCUAAAGAUGAGUGUAAAGUUCAUGGCAAUUUUCAAGUUACUCAAAGUGAUAACAAACAGAGGAAGAAAUUAAAGAUUUCUCAACAAGAAAUUGAAACUUUUCGAACUCGUAUUACAGCAAAGAGUUCGGAGAAAACUCGAGGGAAGAUUGGUAUCGGAGGACGAAAAAUGAGCCAAAAGCCUCUGGAUUCUCUCAAAACACCAAAGAUUCCUGACCUAAAUGAGAAGAAGUGUUCUCGGAGUGGUUACAAGAAAAGAUUGAAACAGAAACUUCUUAUAAAAGAUAGCUACUUAAAUCUGACUCCUUUACAACUUCUUCAAUCUGUCCCAAGCACUAGAACGAUGACCAGCAGGGCUAUUAACACAUCUCCCAAGAACCCUAUGGGUACUUUAUCAUAUGCAAAGAUGUUUCUCUAG